AUGGCGGCAGGGCUCCGGCUGCAUGGUGUAGGUCCGGUGGUCUUCAGGGGAACAUACUGGCUUAGGUUUUGGGCCAAGCUACAGAAAAGUGAAGAGAAAGAAUCAUUAAUCAUCCUCCGUCGCUGUCCGUCCGCACGCGGUUCUCUUCUCCCGUCUCUACUCUGUUCAUUGUUCGCGACGGCCGGGCUGCUGGGGAUGAACAGGGGCGCGCUCUCCUUCGUGACGCAGGCCAGCACGUGCCGCUUCUCGUACUGCAUCUCCGACCGGGACGACGCCGGCGUGCUGCUGCUCGGCAACAGCGACCUCCCCUUCCUGCCGCUCAACUACACGCCGCUGUACCAGCCCACCCCGCCGCUCCCCUACUUCGACCGCGUGGCCUACUCCGUCCAGCUCCUCGGCAUUCGCGUCGGCGGCAAGCCCCUGCCGAUCCCGCCGUCGGUUCUCGCGCCGGACCACACCGGCGCAGGUCAGACGAUGGUGGACUCCGGCACGCAGUUCACCUUCCUCCUCGGGGACGCCUACUCCGCCGUCAAAGCCGAGUUCUUGAAACAAACGAAGCCCCUCCUCCCCGCGCUCGAGGACCCCAGCUUCGCAUUCCAAGAAGCGUUCGACACCUGCUUCCGCGUGCCUAAGGGGCGCCCGCCGCCGUCGGCGAGGCUCCCGCCCGUGACCCUGCUGUUCAAUGGCGCGCAGAUGUCGGUGGCGGGGGACAGGCUGCUGUACAAGGUCCCCGGCGAGCGCCGGGGAGCCGAGGGCGUGUGGUGCCUGACGUUCGGGAACGCGGACAUGGUGCCCCUGACCGCGUACGUGAUCGGGCACCACCACCAGAUGAACCUGUGGGUCGAGUACGACCUGCCGCACUGAGUGGCGUCCAUCGUGGAGGAGUGGACCAGCGAGGUGUUCGACCUGGAGCUGGUGGGCGACACCGCCGCCGGGAUAGCCGCGGACGAGCAGCUCAUGGACACGCUGAAGCUCGCGUUGCACUGCGUCGACCCGGUGGAAGAGAGAACUCGGUGGAAGAGAGAAGAGAAAGGAUGGAGGCAAGUCACGGCAAGGUCACGGCGUUAGAUGCAGGAGCUUAAUGGCUCGUCUCUAUGCAUAAAAUAGAUUUUGAGUCUAUUUCGUCGGCUGCGCGACCCGUGGAUUUCUAAAUC
Messenger RNA from Zea mays, 1154 nucleotides. Its product is annotated as aspartic proteinase PCS1. Gene Ontology annotation, biological process: proteolysis. Gene Ontology annotation, molecular function: aspartic-type endopeptidase activity. NCBI's taxonomy places the organism in Eukaryota, Viridiplantae, Streptophyta, Magnoliopsida, Poales, Poaceae. The transcript is spliced from 3 exons. The record is from RefSeq and is a predicted model, not a curated record. Bases 1 to 864 code for a protein of 287 amino acids.